Molecule: messenger RNA, 2757 nt
Organism: Oryza brachyantha (malo sina)
Lineage: Eukaryota; Viridiplantae; Streptophyta; Magnoliopsida; Poales; Poaceae
Product: homeobox-leucine zipper protein ROC6-like
Exons: 10
Coding region: 184-2505 (773 amino acids)
Molecular function (GO): lipid binding; DNA binding
Source: RefSeq, a predicted model, not a curated record
GCACGGAUGUCUCUCGGCGUCGACUCUCCCUUGCCCGCGGCGGCGGGCGGCGCCGGCGGAGCCCUGCCCCCGUGGCCGGCGCGGCAGCGGCGACAAGGCUCGCGCUAGGUUUUGUCAAUCGGGGGUGAAUGCCUGACGAAAUUGCAAUAUGUGGCUCUCACUCUGUGAUGGAUUGGAGAAGUUAUGGACACAGAGCUUGAACUUAUGGCUUCCUACGUGAGCAAGCUUAAGUUCAUCUUGCAAGAAGAGCAGCCAGAACUCCAUACUGCAACCCUCCUAUCCUCACUUGGGAGUAGCAAUCAGGAUGAAAGAUAUGGUCACUCAGCGGGAGAAAACAGAAUGGAGACUCGCAUCAGAAAGAAGCGAAAAUACCAAGUCCUCACAGCGCAACAAAGGGACAGGCUUAAUUGUGCAUUUCAAUCAUGUCUGCACCCUGAUCAAAAUGCCAUAGAGGAGUUGGCCAAUGAACUAAACAUGUCUCCGGACCGGGUCAGAUAUUGGUUCCAGAACCACAAGACACAGAUGAAGAGAUUCAAGAACAAUGAGGAACGCAAUCUACUGCAAAAGGAGAAUGAAGACCUGAAGGAGGAGAAUGCAGAGUUGAGAAAUAGGAUGAGAAACUUAACAUGCCACACAUGUGGCCUACCUUUGUUUCAUAAAGACUGCUGUCAUUUGGAGAAUGCAAUGCUCAAGGGUGAGCUUAAAUGCAAGCAUGGCUCUGCGAGCACGCUCAUUCCCCAGGGAGUUUCAUCCUUGCUCCCCAGCUCAAGUGGUCUGAUAGCUCCAGGCUCCAAUCUUGGUAGUAAUGCUGUGCUUGUUCCUGAAUCUGUCAUGCCAUCGUCAGUUUCUCAGCCUGCUCCAGCCCUCCCCAAUGCCAAUUGGCCUAUCUUGCACAAACUAUCUGGCAAUCCAAAUGAUGGCUAUGGUGAAAGAGAUAUACUUUUUGAUCUAGCCAACCGUGCGGUGAUAGAAUUCAUUACUGUAAUGGAGGAUGAGGCUCUAUGGCUCCCAAACAUGGAUAUCCUGGCCGUCGAAUCUCUCAACUACCAAAAAUACCUUGCAAAAUCAAUGACAAUUGGACUAAAACCUGUUAACUUCAAAGUGGAUGCCACCAGGGACACUGCCAUUGUCAAGGGUAGCUGUGCUGACCUUGUUAAAGGCCUUUCGGAUGUUAAUUGGUGGAGAGAGUUGUUUCCAGGCAUUGUGGCAAGUGCAAACACCACCAGGAUCAUCUCCACUGGGCACUCUAACUCAUGUGAUGGGUUGCUUCAAUUGAUGCAUGCAGAGCUUCAGGUAAUGUCACCUGAAAUCCCAGUUGGCGAUGUGACAUUCCUGAGGCAGUGUGUGCAGAAUGGAACAGGACUGUGGUACGUGGUUGAUGUGUCUAUCAACUCUGUCCUUGGAAAGAGUAAAUCAUCUCAACACAGUGUGCAGUCCACUAGGACAACUGAGAGGCACAUGGAAGUCAGGUUCUUGCCAUCGGGCUGCAUUAUUCAAGAAAUGGGGAAUGGCUACUCCAAGGUGAACUGGAUGGUGCAUGCAGUUUAUGACGAGAGAGUGAUACAAGAACUUCACUGGCCACUUCUCCGUUCUGGGAAAGCCCUCGGUGCAUGCCGCUGGGUAGCAUCACUCCAGAGACACAGUCAGUUUUUCUCCAGCUUGUGCAACUCCAUCCCUUGUCCUGGCAGCACAGUGAAAGAAAUGCUGUGGAGAAGAAAUGCCCUGCACCUGGUGAAGCAGAUGACGAGCAGCUUCACAGCUCUAUGUGCGUCAAUGUCUAAGGCCAUGCUGCAAGAUGUUGAUGUUACUCAAUUUGCAAAUCAGAUAAUUGGUGGUGCAACAGGUGAACCUGUUGGUCAGCUGUUGAGCGCCACCACAACCAUCUGGCUCCCUGGUGUAAAGCCAAGGCACGUGUACGACUACCUGCAUGAUGAGCAGUGCCUUGUUGAAUGGCGCUACCUCUUCGGUGAUCAGCUGCUUCAGGGCAAUGCCUUGCCAUAUGGUGCCCCCAGGAACGGUGAAGCUGUGCAGAAGUUCUACCGCAUGGUGAAUGGCCUACAUGAAGGGCAUGCUAUCUCCCUGAUCAACCCCAGAGAAAUCGAUGGCAGCAUAAGCAGCACUCUGCUGCUGCAAGAGGCAAGAACUGAUCUUUCUGGCUCCCUCAUAGUUUACGCCGGGAUUGAUGUGAACACAAUGCAUUCCAUCAUGACUGGCGAUCUUGACCCUGCCACCGUCUUCCUUGUGUCCUCUGGAUGUGUCAUUCUCCCUGACUGCCUGGACUCGUGCCCUCUACUACCACCUCCAACUGCAGACCAGGCCAGCAGCAGCUCUAGUGCUGGUAUUGCCAGCAGGAGCAGAACAGGUGGGUCAUUCGUCACUGUCGCUUACCAAAUGUUUGUGAGCAGCCAGAGUAGUGGAGGAUCAUCAAUUAAUCAGGGCCACGAUGCACUCAAGAACGCCACCAACAUGUUCAAGGCUUCCCUCGAGACCCCCAUCCUGGCAUAGUACAAUGUGUCCAGGGUAGCAUUUGCAUCUGAAAUUGAAAUGCGGAUCGAGUGAACUCCAGUGUUUUUAAGACUUGUUUGUUCAGGGGAUGAGUAUCUCUGAUAGACAUCAUGAAUCGUGUUGUUCGUUUGCCUUGUUUACCAUUUUGUUAGUCCUUUUCAGACCGUGGAUUUGGAAUGUGGAUCAGACAAUUAUAAUGGUUGGAUCCUUGAGACAAUGUUUCUGGUUUCUGGUAUUCAUUUUUCUUGUUUU